AUGGCGCAGGCUCGGUGCCAUAAAUACUGGCCGGAAUCUCUUGGCGCGGGGCUUGGCACUCCUGUUGCAACACCCGCCCAUGCCACCUUCAUCGAACUUCACUUCCUCCCACUUCGACAGCACAUCUCUCCGCCCAAUUCGAGCCGGAAAAAGGGUCGAAAGUUCGCAAGAAGGAUGAAUCGACUGCGACAAAGCUUCGGCCGUUUGUUUUCAGCAGAUAACCGUCCGGCCCGAAGCUCGUCUGCUUCGUCAAAUGAGCUUCCGGAGUACACCUACAAAGCUCUGCGAGCCAAUGAGAUCCGACUGAUAUACCUCUUACCCGGUAACUAUUACGAUGUCGUUCGAUUCCAGAUCGAACACGUACCCCUGGUCAUCACAGAAGACUGGGAUCCUCCCAAGUCACACACCAACAAAGACGUCCACGCAGCGCUUCGUGAAGGCUUCCAAUGCCACAGAGGACCUUUUAAAUCGCCUGAAGGCCGUUGGUGGUAUACCGCUUUGGAACAAGAUGAAGAGGUCAUCAAGUACUGCGAGCCGCAAGACCAUGAGAUCUCACAUUUUGUCGGAACCGAACCAGCAUUUGAAGCGCUUUCCUAUGCAUGGGGGGACAAGUCAAGACGACAAACCGCUGAAGUAUUCCAUGCCACUCCGACGGGUUUGACGCGAUACCGGCUGGAAAUUACUGCAAAUCUUGAUACUGCUUUACGACAUCUAAGGCAUUAUUCUGAGAGCCGAACCCUCUGGGUCGAUGGGAUUUGCAUCGAUCAGGGCAAUAUUGAGGAGCGAAGUCGACAGGUUCUGCGCAUGCGACAUAUCUAUGCAUUGGCAUGGAGGGUAAUUUCAUGGCUUGGACUUUCCACCGAGAACAGUAAUCUUGCAUUGGGAACCUUGCAAUACCUAGGCCAGCAAGUAGAAAGUUCAGAAGACGGAUGGAUCUACCGAUCUACUGAAGCACAGGAGCCACAUUGGUGGGAUCGCUCGAAAGCGCUGCCCUAUAGCCAAUUGCAGUGGACUGCCAUUGAAGACCUUUUCUCUCGGAGCUGGUUCAGACGACUGUGGGUCCUCCAAGAAAUUGGGUUGGCAAAUCAAAGUGCAAUGUUGUACUGCGGAGUUGACUCGAUCUCGUGGUAUUGUCUUCGACGUGCUAUAGUUGCCCUCGAUGGCAGACCAGGCGUUCCUGCUUCCGUCAAGGAGUCGGUAUACAUGAAGAGAAUCAUUGCAUACGGUAAACUAGGGUGGUUCUUGAGAGAGGUAGUGGCACUGUCCCGUCGACAUACUUGCAGUGAUCCUCAGGAUAAAGUAUAUGGCGUUUCGUCCUUUUUGGGACCAAAAUUACUGGAGCAGAUGCGUCCGGAUUAUGGACUGUCUCUACUGGAAAUCUUCACGGAUAUUAGUGUCAAAUACAUGCAGCUCACCGGACGACUUGAUCUGCUGACUCUGAUCUCAUCUUUGGACAAGAUUGAACGGCCCUCGUGGGUGACUGACUGGAGGUCAUUUCCAACUGGUGCCUCUACUCCAGGCUACUAUUACCUGGCGGCUGGAAUGUCCUGCGCAUACAUCAAACACACUCCCCCAAACAUCCUUGACGUUGUAGGCCGUAUCAUUAUGACUGUGGAAUCGGUGAGCAACAAGGCUGGAAGUGACGACGAGAGCAUUGUUGCAACGUUGCGACAGAUCAGGCCAGAUAAUUUGUCAGAGGGAACGUACGUGACUGGAGAGCCAAUGUGGGAUGCUUGGCUGAGGAGCUUGACAAGAGAUCUGUCCCAAGAGCGUCAUCCAGAACGCAUCAAUCGGCCGACUCUGGCACAGCUUAAAGACCUUGCACGGCCAUUGCUUGAAAACACGCAGACGCCUGAUGAUGAAGAGUCAUUGAAAUUACUGGUCAAAGACGCCAAAUUGAAGGGCACCAUAACGCGAACAAAGUUCUUCACCACAGAUACAGGACACAUUGGAUUCGGGCCGAUCGACAUGCAAGCUGGAGAUCAGAUAUGCCUGCUCCUCGGGUUCUUCACACCGCUCUUGAUUCGAAAGACAGAAGGUGGCGAUCGGCAAUUUCGCGUUCUCGAUUGGGCCUUCGUUCACGGUGUGAUGGACGGCGAGGCUCUCCUCGGCCCUUUACCGGAAGGCUGGACAGUACAUUACAGGCAGAAAGAAGGGAGAUGGAGCGCACGCUUCGUUGACGCUGCUGGCAACGAAUAUCUGGACGAUCCCCGACUAGGACCUCUGCCCCGUGUCUGGCGCCGCUCAGAAAUCCAGAUUACUGCCGACGACCCCAUACAUGUCGACUAUUUCGAGAACAGCGAAACGGGAGAGAUAAUCAAUUACGAUCCUAGAAUGUCCGCGGAUGCCUUCAAACAGAGAGCAACGAAGCUGGAAACAAUACGCUUAGUGUGAUUGUUUGUAGUAUCUGAAGUUUUCAGCGAAUGCUACACUAC
Molecule: messenger RNA, 2435 nt
Organism: Pseudocercospora fijiensis CIRAD86
Lineage: Eukaryota; Fungi; Ascomycota; Dothideomycetes; Mycosphaerellales; Mycosphaerellaceae
Exons: 2
Coding region: 1-2394 (797 amino acids)
Source: RefSeq, a predicted model, not a curated record